AGACCAACAAAGGCAGAAGCCAACCAGCUCUUAACUACUUGUUCCUUUUCUGUCAUCCGUCAUCCACGAGGAAGCCAUGACGUCUCCUCUCUCUUUCCAAGAAGAACCUCUUCUCAUCUUCCCCUCUUAUAUAUACACACACACACACACACACACAUUUCAUGCUUAUGAAUUGCAAUACAAUCUCUAAAGCUUGGUUGAAAAGUUUGAAUAACAAUUAUUUUUAUGGAAGGAAUUAGCAAGAGGGCUGGUUUUGAGGAUCUGCUGCCUGUAAUGGCAGAUCAGUUGGGCGGUGAAGGGCUGAUAAGGGAGCUUUGUAAGGGGUUUGAGGUAUUGAUGGAUAAAGAAAAGGAGGUCAUCACUGUAGAGAGUUUGAAGAGGAACUCUGCUCUUCUGGGAUUACAAGUACUGACAGAUGAUGAGCUUGUGAGCAUGGUUCAAGAAGGUGAUCUUGAUGGUGAUGGUGCCUUAAAUGAAAUGGAGUUCUGCGUUUUGAUGUUCAGAUUAAGCCCCAAGUUGAUGGAAGAAUCACAGUUCUGGCUGGAAGAAGCAUUAGAGGAGGAGCUCAAGAAUGCCGGGUUUUGAUAUAAUCUAAUUUAAGUUUUGUGCAGCCGGGCAGUGAAAAAUUGACUACUCAUGGGAGGGAAAUAACUCCGUUUAAUGUUUGUAAAGCAGCAGGAUUAUUUAUUGCAUGAAUUAUUAUUGCCCUC
This is a messenger RNA of Mangifera indica (mango), 710 nucleotides long. Its product is annotated as calcium-binding protein PBP1-like. The record is from RefSeq and is a predicted model, not a curated record. The transcript has a single exon. NCBI's taxonomy places the organism in Eukaryota, Viridiplantae, Streptophyta, Magnoliopsida, Sapindales, Anacardiaceae. Gene Ontology annotation, molecular function: calcium ion binding. Bases 226 to 585 code for a protein of 119 amino acids.